GCCUUGGACCACGACAUUGGUUGGUGAGGGAGGUGGAGGUGGAGAUGGAAGAAGGUGUGGAGGUACUCGGCUAUGGCGGAUGGGUGAAGGAGGUGGAGGUGGAGGAAGGACUGAAGGUACUUGGCUACAGUGCAUGGGUGAAGGGGGUGGAGGUGGAAGGAGGUGCGAACGUGCUUGGCUAUGGUGGAUGGGUGAAGGAGUUGGAGGUGCAAGAAGAUGCGAAGGUACUUGGUUAUGGUGGAUGGGUGAAGGAGGUGAAGGUGGAAGAAGGUGUGAAGGUGCUUGGCUAUGGUGGAUGGGUGAAGGAGGCGGAGGAGGAAGAAGGUGUGAAGGUACUUAGCUAUGGUGGAUGGGUGAAGGAGGCGGAGGAGGAAGGUGUGAAGGUACUUGGUUAUGGUGGACAGGUGAAGGAGGUGAUGGUAGAAGAAGGUGUGAAGGCGCUUGGCUAUGGUGGAUGGGUGAAGGAGGUGGAGGAGGAAGAAGGUGCGAAGGUGCUUGGCUAUGGUGGAUGGGUGAUGGAGUUGGGGGUGAACGAAGGUGUGAAGGUACUUCGCUAUGGUGGAUGUGUGAAGGAGGUGAAGGUGGAAGGUAUUUGGCUAUGGUGGAUCGGUGAAGGAGGUGAGGAGGAAGAAGGUGCAAAGGUGCUUGGCUAUGGUGAAUGGGAGAAGGAGAUGGAGGUGGAAGAAGGUGUGAAGGUAUUUAACUAUGGAGGAUGGGUGAAGGAGGUGAAGGUGGAAGAAGGCGUGAAGGUGUUUGGCUAUGGUGGAUGGGUGAAGGAGGUGGAGGAGGAAGAAGGUGCGAAAGUUUUUGGCUAUGGUGGAUGGGUGAAGGAGGUGGAGAUGGAAGAAGGUGUGAAAAUACUUGGCUAUGGUGGAUGGGUGAAGGAAGUGGAGGAGGAAGAAGGUGCUUGGCUAUGGCGGAUGGGUGAAGGAGACGAAGGUGGAGGAAGGUGUGAAGGUACUUGGCUAUGGUCGUUGGGUGAAGGAGGUGGAGGAGGAAGAAGGUGCGAAGGUGCUUGGCUACGGUGGAUGGGUGAAGGAGGUGGAGGUAGAAGAAGUUGUGAAAGUACUUGGCUAUGGUGGAGGGUGAAGGAGGUGGCGGAGGAAGAAGGUGUGGAAGAAGGUGUGAAGGUACUUGGCUAUGGUGGAUGGGUGAUGGAGGUGGAGAAGGAAGAAGGUGCAAAGGUGGAAGAAGGUGUAAAGGUGUUUGGCUAUGGUGGAUGGGUGAAGGACGUGGUGGUGAAAGAAGGUGUGAAGGUACUUGGCUAUGGUGGAUGGGUGAAGGAGGUGAAGAUGGAAGAAGGUGUGAAGGUGCUUGGCUAUGGAGGAAGGGUGAAGGAGAUGGAGGUGGAAGAAGGUGUAAAGGUACUUGGCUAUGGUGGAUGGGUGAAGGAGGUGGAGGUAGAGGAAGGUGUGACCGUACUUGGCUAUGGUGGAUGGGUGAAGGUAUGGAGGAGGAAGAAACUACGAAGGUGUUUGACUAUGGUAGAUCCUAAGCUUUCAAUCUUUCCCUAUUUGCAUUGUCUUUAACGGCCGAACCAUCAGAAAAUCUAGACUUGCGAAAUUCAGACUUGCAACAGACACUGGGACUUUGCAGAACUC
This is a messenger RNA of Chara braunii, 1601 nucleotides long. The record is from the annotation of a GenBank genome assembly. NCBI's taxonomy places the organism in Eukaryota, Viridiplantae, Streptophyta, Charophyceae, Charales, Characeae.